Messenger RNA from Chilo suppressalis (striped riceborer), 1695 nucleotides. The record is from the annotation of a GenBank genome assembly. Lineage: Eukaryota; Metazoa; Arthropoda; Insecta; Lepidoptera; Crambidae.
UGAAUGGAGUGAAAACUGACUGCUACCACCGGAUUUUGGAAUUGAUAGUGAUCGAGUUGAAUAACAUUAUAAAAUCUAUAUUAUUCGUAGAAAUCCUCGGUGAUAAUCAUAUAUAGUUAUUAUUUUUAGAAUUAAAUCAUUAGUGUAUAUUACGUUGUUAUAUUAUUUUGUUAUAAUAAGCCUGUGUCAAAAGUCGAAAUCACAAACACUAUUACGACUAGUGGAUUGAAGACAGACAUUCGCUAGGCGCAAAAAGAAAAUGGCGUGUGCUACACUGAAAAGAAACUUGGACUGGGAAUCAAUGGCACAGUUGCCUGCUAAAAGGCGAAGAUGUGCCCCAUUUGCAGCAAGUUCCAGCACAAGCCCAGGAAUAAAAAUGACUGAAAAUAAGCCUUCCACUUUUGGAGACUCAGUCACUGCACCUGUUAAAUUGACCCCAGAGCGCAUGGCACAAGAGAUAUGCGACGAGAUCAAGCGGCUGCAGCGGCGCCGGCAGCUGCGCUUGGCGUCGGGCGCGGCCGCCUCGUGCUCCUCCUCCAGCGGCAGCGAGGGCGACUGCUCGCCCCCGCACCGCUCAUCGCACAACUCGCAGAAGGUCCACAAUCGCGCGCUCUUCACAUUCAAACAGGUCCGCAUGAUUUGCGAGAGGAUGCUGCGCGAACAGGAGGCCGCGCUCAGAGCCGAGUACGAGAACGCGCUCAGCAGCAAACUGGCUGAACAGUACGAGGCUUUCGUCCGCUUCAAUUUAGAUCAGGUGCAGCGCCGCCCCCCGCCCGCGACGUGCAUGCCGCACGGCAUGGACGCGGAGCAUCACAUGCAUCAGGAUCUCGUCCCCAGCUUUCUUGUAUUAAAAAAAAUGAGUUUAACUAAUUCACAUAAUCCGAAUGAUGUUUAUGAGAAGGAUGAUAGAAGAAUAUCCAGAACAGACAUGAAUAUGCUUAUAAUGAAUUAUCUAGUUACAGAAGGUUUCAAAGAGGCUGCGCUGAAAUUUCAGCAAGAAGCAGGAUUGCAAGAACCAGCUUUAUGUAGUUCACUGGAUGAGCGCAUUAUGAUACGUGAGGCAGUGCAAAGUGGACGCAUCCCCGAGGCCAUUGCUAUGGUCAACUCCCUACAUCCAGAGCUCUUGGACAACGAUAGAUAUCUAUAUUUCCAUCUUCAGCAAUUGCAACUACUGGAGUUGAUUCGUGCUGGCAGAGCUGAGGAAGCUCUCGCAUUUGCAAGUGCUACCCUCGCAGAGGCAGGAGCUAAUGAUGCAGUAGCUCUCACAGAACUUGAGCGCUCACUUGCUCUACUUGCCUUCCCAGAUCCCCAUGCAUCCCCAUUUGCUGAUCUUUUACUGCCUUCACAUAGUCAAAAGAUUGCUAGUGAAUUAAAUGCAGCAAUAUUAAAGAUGGAAAAUCAAGAGUACACAAAUCCAAAACUAUGCAGUCUCCUCCGAAUGAUUCUUUGGUCUCAAAGUGAGCUAGACAAGCAUAACAUUAAGUACCCAAAGAUGACAGAUCUUGCUAAUGCUACAAUAGAACAACCAAAGUGAAUCUUUACACACAACAUUUUUUAUAAAUAUAGUUGUAACUAUGCUAAUUGAUAUUAUUCUUUUCCUUUUCUGGUUUACUAUACAUUGUUUUAAAAUAAAAUAAUAGAUUUCAAUUUUUAAAGGUUAAUUUAAAAUAGCUCAUCUUUAUAUAAAAGUAAAAA